Molecule: messenger RNA, 4180 nt
Organism: Sphaeroforma arctica JP610
Lineage: Eukaryota; Ichthyosporea; Ichthyophonida
Exons: 29
Coding region: 71-3697 (1208 amino acids)
Source: RefSeq, a predicted model, not a curated record
AUAGCUCUAUAACACUAGUUGGAUUCAGUUUACCGCAUUAUCUGUGGACUGCUUCUCCAAACAUACAACCAUGAAGUUGAGAUCGAUUCUGUUCGGCGCCGGGCUGACCGCGUUGGUGAACGCACAGUUCCCAGUGUUUACAACUGACGCUCAGGCUGAGAUACCUACAACCACCGCCGUUGUCUUCAACCCGUUUGAUACCGUUGCCACAGACGCUGUCACUGAUGGUGUCAACCCCUUCGUUUCAAAUGCGGUAGUUACGAGUUUAGCGACAGGUUUGGAUGGAGUGGUCAUCACCAUUGUAGUGGACCCACUGAACCCGGACGCCACCUUACUGUCUUCAGAUUUGCUGCCGUCAGAAUUACCAGGUUUCGAAAUUACAAGAGGAUGCCCGGCGGGAGAGUUUUACGACGAGAUUAACGACAGAUGCGGUAGCUGUGCUAGGCAACACCCCGGAUGUGAUCUGUGUACAGCUGAUCUGUGUUUCCAGUGCAAUCUGCUCAACUACUUAGACUUGACUUCGAAUCUAUGUAUACCGUGUACCGUCUACGGCCCAACGUGUUCCUUCUGCUCAUCCACUCAGUGCAACACGUGUGGCAGCUUCAAUUACUUCAACGCCACCGAAGGCCUGUGUGCAACUUGUGAGAAACCGGACAAUUGUCCGAUUGAAAACGCUAUAUGCCGCAACUCGACCUAUUCGGCUUGUAAGGCCGGUGGGUGUGAUCGCGGCUUCUGGAACGAUCCCCUCAAACUGUCGAGUGACUGUCAACCCUGCUCGGACCUCAAUCUGGGCGAGGACUGUUCCGAGUGUUGGAUUAACCCAGCCAACUCUCGCGGUGAAUGUCUCGACUGUGGCAUCGGAAACUUCUUUGACAUCUCCACAAACUCGUCGCAGCAGUGUGUGUGCCAGUGCGCUACGUGUCCAGAGGCACCCGGAUGCAACAACGGGUCGCAGAUAUGUGGAUACACGGAGUCACAAUUAGGGACCACAAUAUUCCAGCGGUUGGAAUCGACCUGUCUGGCCGGACAGUGUCAGAAGUUCUUCCUAAAUGAACUGAACACCUUCAACAGCACCUGUAACCUCACGCAAGUGCUGCUGGAAACCGAUCUGCUACCCAACCAGUUUACGCUGGAUGAACUGAUUUUGUUCGAAGACAAUCUCCAGCGAUAUUUCUUCCCGCCAGGCACAGCCGCCAAUACGCGCGCAACGUAUCCGUACGACUGCUAUCCGGUCAAGAUUGCACCAGAUCCGAUGCGUGACAACCACCUGGACAUAGCUAUCACGUGUGGCAACGUAGCCAAUCUACAAGCCAUUGUCAACAACCUCACGGCCAGCAUUGUCAGCGAUCCCUUUGCGAUGCCUAUGUGUAUGAUAGAGUGCUUCUAUUCGGUACAAUUACCGUCACAGUAUAGGCCGUAUGGUUUCUAUGAGCGACGGCUGUGCUUCAAUUGUGAUCCGAUCGCCAACUGCGAAUACCCUGGCUAUUGCGAUGGAGACCGUCGGCGGUCCAGUUGUGAUCAAUGCGAAGGUUCGUAUUACAAACAGAUUGAGUGGCCGCCAUAUGCCGAUCGAUGUUUAGAAUGCACUCGAGCCGAAGGUUGUUCCUUGGAGAAUACCAGAUGUGUGAACGACACAGUCAGCUUCUGCUUAACGGGGUUUUGCAACGAUGGGUUUUAUCAGGACAAUUCUGUGGCCCAGCUGACCAUUGGACAGGCCGGAGUGGGACGGGGAAUCGAACAAGUUGGAAUUUGCAUCGACUGUCCCGAUCAACCCGGGUGCAGGCCUGGCAACACCAAGUGCAAUGACCUGACAGCCGGAGCCACACAGACACUCCUCUGCGCCACGGGCGAGUGCGAGAAAGACCUCGGCUACUACAACAACGAAACAAGCUGCGCUGGCGACUAUUCGGCGUGUAAGUUGGCGGAUAUGACGUAUGAGCUGUGCUUCCCCGAAGAAGAUUACGAUGACGAAUUUGAGUACUACUUCUUGCAAGAAUUGGCGGAUUUCGGCGCCCUAGUCGGCGUUCCGGGGGUCCAACCGUAUGAGUAUCCUUGGCCCUUCUAUGUACUUGGCAUCAGAACCAACGAGACCUCCGGCAAUGUCUUGGUGGAUGUGAACUUCACAACCGACGCAGCAGCCUCGUCAAUGAUUACCAAUACAUUGGCGGCGGCUUUGGGCGAUGCAAACGUAAACGGAAACAUCCGCGCACAGACGGAUCAGUUGGCCGAGCUAGGAGUGCAGUGUGUAGUGCGUCUGUUAAACGCCAACUCCACACUUCUAACCGGACAGUCCAACUACCAGGGGCGCGAAAUCCAGUCCCGUCCUAUUUGUCUGCAAUGCCACACCAUCGAUAACUGUAUCGUCGAGCCCGAGUGCCCCAACUGUCCCAUCCGCUCGAGGUGCCCUACGUGUCAACAAGGAUACUACAAUAAUCGCUCUACAUCUGUGUUUACGCCUGACACGUGUGAGAAGUGUAUAGAUGCGCGUAACUGUACUGAUGGCUACACCACCUGCGUCAGUAGUAACUCACCCGAGUGCUUGGCUGGUCGUUGUGAAUCUGGUUACUGGAACAACCCUGGCCCGCCUCCACUUGACUGUGGAUUCCAGGACGCUUACAAAUGCUGGAGUGAGAAAGCCAUUAUCGAAUUAGCUCAGAAUUCAUCUCAAGUGUCAUCGGACUAUUCGCUGUGGUGGAUCGCUGAGUAUGGCAUUGACUUUGUGCGGCCGUUCUACUACUGUCCGUUCCAGGGUAACUGUGAGGUAGCGCUCUGGAAUGUGGAAGAGGAGAAGCAUGCAGGCUAUAUAACUGUGCCCAGUGAACAGGUGGCGUACUGGAACUACUGGCUGCCCGGAUGGUCUGAGAAUAUCACCGAUUUUCAGUACUGGAGACCUACAGACCGUGAUCAAAUCAAGUACUACCAGGACAACUACGAGACUCUGAUUAGAAUCUACGGUAACUCCUUCGGCCAGUGCAUGCACACUGAACCCACAUGGGCAUCGCCAUGUAAACGCUGGACGGAAUGUGACGCUUUCACUGAAUUCCCACUCAACGCGCCGACGAACAUUGAGGACCGCAUUUGCUUAAACUGUCGCCAGGCUAAUGAGACUAUGUGUGGCUCACCGGACCGGUCAGUAUAUGCGGGUUGCCUGGAUUACUACUGGGAUGGCACCCAGUGCACACAUUGCAGCAAUGCAGGCGCAGACUCCUGCGGGUGCGGCCUUGGGGCAAUUACUGACCCUGACGCAUGUGGUACACAAGGAUCUGAGAGUUCUGUCAGUUGUUUCAAUUGGUACUUCAACACGGACCUCGGUACCAAGCCUUAUCUGGACUAUGUAGACGAUGGCAACUCAACCGUUAACAACACUGAGAUUAUUCAAGACGGCUUCUGUUGUCGUUGCGAGCCAGUGGACUAUUGCCAACCGGGCAUGAGUGUGUGUGUCAGUGCUACGAGUAAAGGAUGUCUGUCUGGAUUCUGCACUGAGUCCAAUGUCGAGACCAGCAGCUCAGAAUGGCCUGGGGUGCAGUGUUCAAAUCAAAACUGCGAGGACGCAGGAGUUGUCUGUGCCAACGAUCAAGAAUAUACCCCAUACCAGGUCAUCUAUACCUUCGCGGAUUCAGAGUCGGGUGCAUGUUGCAUUGAUCAGCCCGUGCUCACCCCAGCACCAACUCCUCUCUCGUAUGGAACAGCAGUUUAAACGUGCAAUACACCAUUGAGGUUAUAUCUAUAUACGUAUAUAUAUAUAUAUAUAUAUUACUAGCAGCGAGGCUCUUGUGGUGCGUCGUGGGAAACGGUACAGCAUACGUCGUACGUGGAAAGUGAAAGUGAAAUAUUCAGUGGUCGACACUGAUCAUCGGCCGAUGUCCCUGACGAAAGCUAUGGGUUUCACCAUUUUGUUAACACUGAAAUAAUGUCAGCACUCUUUAGCUUCGCUGCUCAAAGGCAGUGAGAAAGCUUGCGUCUGUUUGGAUGGCGCGCAGAAUAACAAUAUGAAGUAUAGAAGUAUAUGAAACUAUAUAUGGUCGGGAAAUGACAGGACACAAAUGAAGUGCCUAAGACCGUGGCCAAUACAAAUGGACAGGAUUGUCCGGAGAAAGCCAACGUUUUUGCAGAGCAAGUAAUGAUACGAGAAAUACUGAAGUGAAAACAACAAUUUUGAAUAAAUAUGAAUUUGUAACGA